CUCUCAAGAUGUCUGAAGAUGAAUCGGCAGUAACCAAACUGGUGUCGGUGGACUUUGAGAUCUUCGGUUACGUUCAGGGAGUCUGUUUCAGAAUGUACACAGAGAAGAAGGGUCUGCAGCUCGGUCUGGUCGGCUGGGUGAAGAACACCCAUGGUGGGACUGUGGUGGGACAGGUCCAGGGUCCUGCUGACAUGGUGGAGAAGAUGAAGGUGUGGUUGAGUAAAGAAGGAAGUCCAAGCAGUCGGAUCUCCAAAGCCACCUUCACCAACCAGAGAGCCAUCGACAAGCUGGAGGUCUCCGGAUUCAAGACUCGCUUCUGACCAGCUGAAGACAAAAACACUGAGAGCUGCCUCUUGUGGUCAGACCUGUGCACAAAGCUCUCAGUAAUGAUUUGAGUUUAGUUUUAUAUACAUGCUUCUGUAGAUUUACUGAAUGAAGACUGUUGACUCUGGUUUGAGUCCAGUCCCUCUAGAUAAGAACAGUGGAAACUUUCAGGCUGAAAGUGUACUGUCAGACAAAUAAAUAUAUGGUAAUGUUAUAUUUAUAACAAAAGAAGCAUCUUUGUGUAUGUAUCCAUCUGUGCGAGUCAAAGCCAAAAGUCAAAAAUACCCACUGCUUUGAAAACAUUGUACUGAAGCAGUUAAAGCAACUAUGUGUAAAAAUUAUGUGUGAUUAUAACAUUUUGUUACUAUUCUACUAGCAAUAUAUUUUUGUUUGUUACAUUAAAGUAAAAUUAACAAGUUACAAUAUAA
Micropterus dolomieu (smallmouth bass) is the source of this 752-nucleotide messenger RNA. Its product is annotated as acylphosphatase-2-like. The record is from RefSeq and is a predicted model, not a curated record. Gene Ontology annotation, molecular function: acylphosphatase activity. The transcript is spliced from 4 exons. NCBI's taxonomy places the organism in Eukaryota, Metazoa, Chordata, Actinopteri, Centrarchiformes, Centrarchidae. Bases 9 to 320 code for a protein of 103 amino acids.